UGCUUUUGACGAGGCAAUUCGUAAGUUCACAUUUGUGCAACGUGUUGGUGAUUUUCGUUGUUUACAUUAAAAUAAAAUUAAUAAAAAAUUAAAGUUUGGUCUACGAAGUUUGAUCUACGAAGCAUGUGUGAUAAAAAUGUACUCUAUCUCCGCGGGAGCAUCUAUAACUGCUGAUGAAUCAACGAUCACGACGAAUUCACCGAUAACUGCUGGGCCUUCAUCGCGUGUUGAUGGAUUAACGACGGCUGGACCUCCGAUCAAUGUUGAUCCAUCAACGUUUGCAGGAGAAUUAGCAAUGGCCACACGAUCACGGCAAAGAAACGAGAGUACAAAUAAAAUAAGUGACAGUGAUAAUAUGCAUAACACAGCGGAUUCCAGGUUAUGUGAUGCGGGAAAAGACAGUACAGCCCGUGUUUCAAGAGGAGGGAAAACAGCACAAUAUUAUCGUAAAUACCGAGCUCGAAAGAAAGCAGAGCGGGAAAAGGAGAAAUUGGAAAUAAUAGCUGACAGUCAAUCGAGUCAAUCAACAGCUGUGGAAUAUCCGAGAGAGUACCGAACGCGUAAAAAAGAUUCAACUUUAGCGGAAAAAGACAGUGCAUCCCGUGUUUCAAGAGGAGGGAAAACAGCACAAUAUUAUCGUAAAUACCGAGCUCGAAAGAAAGCAGAGUGGGAAAAGGAGAAAUUGGAAAUGAUAGCUGACAGUCAAUCGAGUCAAUCAACAGCUGAGGAAUAUCUGAGAGAGUACCGAGCGCAUAAAAAAGAUUCAACGUCAGCGGAAAAAGACAGUGCAUCCCGAGUUUCAAGAGCACAAUAUUAUCGUAAAUACCGAGCACGAAAGAAAGCAGAGCGUGAAUAUCAGAGAGAGUACCGAGCGCGUAAAAAAGAUUCAACGUCUGCGAAAAAAGACAGUGCAUCCUGUGUUUCAAGAGGAGGGAAAACAGCACAAUAUUAUCGUAAAUACCGAGCACAAAAGAAAGCAGAGCGUGAAUAUCUGAGAGAGUACCGAGCGCGUAAAAAAAAUGCAACGUCUGCUGUUCCAUCAAUCUCUGCGGAAGCAACUAUAACUACUGAUGAAUCAACGAUCGUCAAUUCACCGAUAACUGCUGGGCCUUCAACGCCUGUUGAUGGAUUAAUGACCGCUGGACCUCCGAUCACAGUUGAUCCAUCAAUGAUUGGUGGACCUUCGACGUGCAUUGAUCCAUCAACGAUUGCUGGACCUUCUACGUGUGUUGAUCCAUCAACGUUUGCAGGACCCGCUACAAGUAGUGGUAUACAUUUCAGGAAUAUACCACGAAGGAAAUCAACAGCAGAAUAUAAGCAAGAGUAUAGAGCACAGAAAAAAGCUCAGCGAGAAUUAAAAAGGGCCGCACCAUCACGGCAAAGAAACGAGAGUAUAACCGAGGAUACAGAGCAAAACACCAAUAGUACCGGCAACGAAAACGCCGUGAGUCCGACACCUUCCGAAACUGAAGCUAUAACCGAUCCUAUCGAAGUCUACAACAUGUUCAUAGUUGAAGAUGAGGAGUCCAAAGAUUCCGUCAAGCAAAAUGCGUGGUUCCACAAACGCCUUAUAAGGCACGUACGACGUCAACGAAUACUUUACGAUCCAAAGCAUAAACAAUUUUGUUGUGCCGAAGCAAAAAACGAAGUUUGGGAGAAAAUUGCAAAACGAAUGGGUUGUGAUGCUGAUAUCUGCAAGAAUGCCUGGGUGAAUUUACGUUAUGCUUAUCAGAAAUAUGUGCGUCGGUUGCGUAAAUUCUUUGCGAACAAAGCGAAUAUGAAGCGCCGACGUCGUCCAAUUAUGGCAUUCGAAACGGAAUUAGUUUUUCUCUGGCGUUUCAUAGCCGACAAAGUACGCUGUCCACUGCCUUUUAGCGAGGAGAUGGAGGCGAAGGAAGCAACGCCUGUUGCAAAACCUGCAACCGAAGAUGAUGACAUAGUUUUGUUGGAGGACGAUGUGGAGGUGAUCGACUUGGACGAUGAUACACCGAACAUAACCAAGGUCUUUUCCAAGCACCAGAAGGUGUAUUUCCAAAUCACGCCGGAAAUGCGACGCUUGAUCUACAAUUUACAAUGUUACCAAGAGAUAUACGACAGCUUACAUCGAUAUCAUGAUGAUUACCGGCGCAAGGGCAUCAUUUGGAAUGCCGUCGCGAAUGAAGUGGGUGAUAAAGCCACCAAAUUAAUGAAAUGUUGGAUACAAAUACAAACACGCUACGAAUGGGAGCUUAUGCAACGUCGUUUGCAAGAGGAGCUCUUAGCUACGAAGCCACAAACCGAACUGGAGAGUAUGCUGCAUUUCAUGAAGCCACACAUACUUAAAAUGCCAAGAACGGUUUAUAAGAGUUCUUACUUCCUCAAAAAAGACUGGCAUGAGCCGAUCGAUCACUUUAAGAAUAUCUUCAGCUUGCUGGUUGCCAUGAAGAAACAUCCCACUGUGAUUGCGUACACCGAAAUUAUGGUCAACAAAACCGAAGAAGUCGAUACCGCUAAGUAUACACAACUCUGGAAUGAUGUGGCAAAGGCUAAAGGCGGUGCUGUCACUCCUGGGCAGUGCGAGACCACUUGGCUCAUCUUACGCUUGUUCUAUUGGGAACUAAUGAGCAUGCGCAAACACAGUUAUCAACUGCAAGACAAAUGGUAUUUCGAAACUAUUAUAACGGAACUGUAUGCCUUGUCUAAGGUGCAGAAAUUCGCACGCGCCAAAAAGUCUAAUCUUGGCGCGCUCAUGUUGUCCUCCAUAUGCGCUGAUGACCUAAAAAAACCUUCAACAGACAACGCAAAUAAAAGUAAGCAAACCGAAGUAAAAACAAUACACAACAACACAACGCCGCCACCGAAUGCACCGCUAACGCCUAACACCAUCGUGCCGAUAUCGGUGAAUUUGGAUGAAGACAAAAUCAGUUCUUCCAUAAUCGAAACUAAGAGUCAAGCGCCUAAAAAUGCAAUAAAACACAAAAAGCCGUUAGAUAUCGCCAUCGCCUCAUCCUCAGCAACCAGUUCUACGACUGUCUCAAAUAACGGUUUGGUGGUGACUGUCACAAAAGUGCCGGCGAAGAUGCAUGCCACGCCCGUUAUACAACAGGAUGCGCAAACGACUUAUCCACAAGCGCGUUCGCCGCAAAUACGCGUGAAAUCGCAGGCGCAACUGCAAGCCGAACCCGUAAAGAUGUUAGUACAAACGCGUCCGCAGAUACAAAUACACGCGCAACCCGCCACGCCUGCGCCGAAUCAACCCAUACAAAUACGCUUGCAAACGCCAGCGGCGUUGCAAAAUCCAAUUCAAACCAUAACGCUGCCGCGCGUCCAACAAACACAACAACAACAAUUCCAAAUGCUGCCGCUUACGCCAAUACAGGCACAGUCGAAGUUACCCACGAAGCAGAAUCAGUCUAACCUGCAGGCGUCAACACAAUUCCUAACCACCAAUAUGGCUCAGCUGCUGCCGCCAACAACAAAUGAAAUUGCACUAAACGAAAGUACAACAAUAACUUUGGAUACAAUAAAAACGCCGAAGAUCGUAUCGGCUGUGAGUUUGGCACCGCGCGCCGCCUUCGCAGCGCCCUUCAUCAAUAAAGGUUUGCAAAUAACGGCAGUUGCCGGUGCAUCACCGCCCGCGCCGCAGCACACCACACCUCCCCAAUUACCAACCACGGUUGUUGUGACGCCCACGUCGGGUACUUUUAAUCUGCCCUUUUCACUGCCGGAUAAUACAAAUAUCUCCAAGUGUCCGCCAUUGAGUUGUGUGGACACCAAUACGCUCACCGAUACGAUCAUAACGCUGCCGAAUCCGGUGCUGCCGGUGUCCACGCUGCAGCAAGCGAAUGUGUCGCUGCCCAUCAUGGAGGUGCAAUCGCUCGAGUCGAAAAUACCCGCUACCGUGUUGGCGCGUCCACAUUUGACGCCCACCUCACAGCUGAACGCCAACGAAAUCAUGAUCGAGCUGAUCAGUUCGGUGAACGGCAAUCAGUUGGUGGUGCACGGGCCGCCGCUGGAGCAGAAGUACUCACUGCCAAUGAGCACGACGGCGUUGCUGAUACGCGAGGUGCUCUCCAUACCAUAUUUACAUAAGAAGGACUACAAUAAACCGCAACAGGUCAACAGUUGUUGGCAGUAUUUGGCUAAGCGCUUCAAUUUGCCGGUGCAUAUCUGCAAGGCUUGUUGGAACUUCUUGUCGGAAAAUUUUGCACAUUUCCCACAAAUUGCGCCCAUGGAGGAGCUGACGAAACCAGUGAAAAUUGGCAUGAAUGUGUGGCGCGAAAAUUACGCAUUCUUUCAAACAUUCAAUGAGAAAGCAGCUCAACUACGCUUGCCAUUUGCAAAAGAUGCUGUAGAGAUGUUCUUCGAUAAUAUUCGAGAUCAGACCAAGCACAUACCACGUGUAGCCGGCAAGAAAUUGACCUUUGUCGCCGAUUGGCAAGCAGCCAUAAAUAGUAAUCCACAUGUACCAAACAAAGUCUGGUUCGGCACCUGGACACUAUUUAAAAGCGCCUUCAUGAAAUACAUGCGUGACUUGGAGAUCGGCAUCGACAACAAAUGGUCGUUGGAAUGGUGGCGCGUAUUGGCCAAAAUGGAUUUCUUAAUCGAAGAGCAAUAUCACAAUAUGGAGCCGUUCUACUAUAUUGUGCGCAACAAAAUGAUUGACGAAUGCGAACGUUGCAUUAAAGAAGAGCAGAAGUUUAAUAUCGAUGUGAAAACGAAGAGAUUCCUGCCGAAAAAGGAAACAGCGCAUCCGAUGUUGCAGAAAAUACCCGACAUUGACGCUUACCGUGUCAUCAUGACCGUGCGUCGCUAUCCGCAGAUUUAUCAAAAGGCCACCGAGGGCGAGAAGGCCAAAGCGUGGGAGAAAGUCGCCUUCGAAAUGCGCACAACUGUGACGGCAUGCCGUUUUGCCUUCCAAUGCGCCCUGAAAAACUAUCGGCUCUAUGCGACACGUGAUCCAGCUAAUCGUUGUCGUCUCAAUCAUCGCUAUUACAAACAUUUGGCGGAAAUUUAUCGCGCCAUCAAGCCGACGCGCAAAAUCAAUAUUAAAACACCUUCCGAACUGAAUCAGUCGGUUAGUGAGAAUCCCGACGCCAAUGAGUCGGUGUUCCCCGAACGUUUCAUUAUGGACAUCAACAUGAGCAACAGUCACUCGAAUGUGGUGAUGAAGAAUUGGGCCUAUGGUGUGGGCGCAUCUGUGCCGGCGGAGAAAUUGACGGCGCUUUUCGAAAAAUAUCGUCCAGCUUCGGCGACAAGUGAAACAUUUACUACAAAUGGCACUGAAACUUGAUAUUUGAUAUUUGAGCGACACUGUAAGCCGGCGCUCACAAGUUUAACCACCAAGAGAAAUAAUGUCAAAUAACAUUCAGAUGUUUAUCAUCAAAACGCCUACAUUAAACACCUACGAAAAAAAGGUGCAUGGAGUCCCUACGCGCGGAAGAAGUUAUACUUCUUAGUGAUAUUCCAAGAAAUGCAUAUCAUUUUGUAUGAAAGAAAACUAGCGAGAGGGAAUGGAUAAAAAUAUGGUGGAAUGACCGACACUUUCUUAAAUUCACAUUUUAUAAAUUUAUUAUGCACAUUUUAUAAAGCAAAGUCCAAAUCAAUUAUCAUUUCUGGGUUCUGACGGAUUGAUAUCUAUAAUAUUUACAAUUGGAUUAUGAUAACUAAAAUACGAUAUGAAAUGUCUUACAUCUAUUUUAUCAAUAUUUCUCGCGAAUACCGUAUCAAUAGUCGUACCUCCUUUUGUCGUAGGAUCAUUUCUUCCAUUGAUCAUUUCUAAUGAAAAUUUCUCUCUGAGGAAUGCCAGUAAUGGUUCAGCUUUUGGCAAUGAGAAAUUUACAUUGAAAUCUCCCGCAAAAGUCACACAAAAUAGUUGAGAAUUCGUAGAAAUGAAACAGAAACGAAAGAAAAAUAUGCGUACACAUGUGAAUAUGACACCAACCAAAAAUUUAAACAUUGUUCUACAAAAACAAGAAUUGCUCAAAUAGCAUAAGCAUGGCAAGUGCUUUAAGUUCUCUGCUUUACUCUCAUUCACUAUCUUUCUCUCGCGUUAAUUGUUCAACGCUAUUCCCUCUCCACUGAAGCGUUAAACAAUUAUCGCAACCUUUUCCGAAGUCGUAUAAAACUAUUUUUUGAAGUGAAAGUGAAGAGUGGGCACUUUUUUGGGUGAGCAUUUUCAGCCGUUCUCGCGACAGAUGAGAUUUUACACAAAUAUACUCCGCGUGUAUUCUUAUAAUAUAUGUAUACUAUACGCGCUCUUUGCGUGGGCAUUCGUUCGUGCUCUCGCGACAGACGAGAUUACAUACCUAUUAUGUAUACUCAGAGUGUAUAGGUAUGUUAGAGCGCUGCAUGCUAUACGCGCUCUUUGGGUAGGCAUUCGUUCGUGCU
This is a messenger RNA of Zeugodacus cucurbitae (melon fly), 6369 nucleotides long. RefSeq lists its product as uncharacterized. The transcript has 14 exons. The record is from RefSeq and is a predicted model, not a curated record. The coding region runs from base 137 to 5272 and encodes 1711 amino acids. NCBI's taxonomy places the organism in Eukaryota, Metazoa, Arthropoda, Insecta, Diptera, Tephritidae. Gene Ontology annotation, biological process: regulation of transcription by RNA polymerase II. Gene Ontology annotation, cellular component: nucleus; transcription regulator complex.